AUGGAACAAAUUACAGAAGAACAAAAACAAGCAAUUUCUAAAAAGAACAUCUUUAUUUUUGAACUCUUAGGGACAUUCUUUUUAGUGUAUAUAAGUGUAUGUAGUCAGUAAUACAAUAAAAUACAAUUAGAAAUGAAGCAUAUUAAGUAGCAUUGGGAUUAUUUGGAUGUAUGCUUGUAUUUGGUAGAUUAAGUGGAGGUCAUUUCAAUCCAGCAAUAACAUUAGCUAUGGCUUUAGGUGGAGGUAUACCAUAUGGCACAAUGUUUUUCUACUUCUUACCUCAAUUUUUAGGAGCAUUUGGUGGGGCUGCAUUAUCAUUUUUAUUAUUGAAUAUGGAUAAGGCUCCAUAUAUAGAAGAGUAAGAAAUUAAGAUAAAUUAGUGAACCUAUAAAAGAAUUAGCUGCAUCAUUAUUUGGAGAAAUGAUAGGAUCUACAAUAUUUUUAAUUUUUACUUUAAUUUGUUUUGUUAAAGAGACUUCAUUAUCUUAAAAUAGAAUAGCCACAUUAGUAAUUUUAUCAUGUAUAUAUUAUGCUUGCAGAGAGUAAUAUUUUCAAAUAUAUUUUGAUAGAUAUACAAUUACAUCUAGUAAUAGUUUACUUAAUCCAGCUGCUGCACUAAGUCUGACUGUCUUUGAUUGUUUAGCCAAGAAUUGGGAUUAGAUGAUUAAUAUGUGGAUUUAUGUGGGAGGACCUAUUGGAGCUGCAAUUUUGGCAACAAUGUUUUAUUCAUAAUUAUACCACUCAGUUACACAUAGAAAAUGAAUUUAUAUAAUAUUAUUCAUGAACUAAGAUGAUUUCGAGGUAUUAUAUAUCGAUGUAGAGAAUAUAAAAGAUCUCAGUUGAAGUUAGUGAUCCAAAGGUUUAAUCGGGACUUAACAAGUAUACAACUUAUUCAGUCCGAGGAAUGGAUAAGAAUGGAUAAUUUGAUGUGAUUAGAAGGUUUAGCGAUUUCAGACUUAUUCGACAAUUCCUUAUAACAAAGUGGCCAGGUUGUUAUAUACCACCACUUCCACCAAGAAAGGCAAUUGUAUAUAUAGAGAGUCUACAACUUUUAGGGAAAUAUGGAUUAGAAGUUCAUAGAUGAUAGAAUGCAUUCAUUAUAAGAAUGGAUGAGGAUUAUGUCUUAAUCGAAGUAUUUCUGGUAUUCUGAAGAAUUUCAAUUAUUUAUAAAGGCUAAUGGUGAUAUUGAAAAAGUAAAUAAAGCACUUAUAAAUAGGCUUUGACUUAAGUACCAAAAUUGACAUACGAUGAAAUAAUCAAUAAAUAUUAAGACACAUUCACUGAUCUUUCAGGAGUAUAUUAAUUUAAUUUAUAGAAAAUAGAGAGAAAUCAAUAGAGAAUUAAUCCAAAAGAUAACAGAUUUUCAUUAAUUUCUAAAAAGAGUAAAUCCUAUGGUUGAGAAUUUUAAGUAAAUUGCUAAGUAUAUUAUCAAAAUAUAAUAGAAAUAUAGCUGAGGCAAGACAGAAUUUUUAAGAAUCAAUGGUCAAUUUCCUUUAAAAUUAAUUGCCUAGUUAUGAAUAGUAAGUCUUACUAGAGUUUAGUGAGAGUUAAGAUAAAUUAGUAAUUUAGAAUAUCAAAAAUGAUGAGUAUCCAUCUUAAUUACUAAAUAAUUACCUUAAUUUAUUACAAUAGAAUGAAUUCCAAUCAUUAUAUUAAGAAAUUAAGAAGGAAUCAAAAUAAGUGAAAGCAUUUUUGGAGACAAUGAUAUAGAGAGAGAAAUAUGAAUAAUAGAAGGUGGUUUAUGAAUAAAAGUAGAAGGAACUUUAAAUUUAAUUAUAAGAAGUGUUAGCAGGGAAAUCUUCAAUAAAGAAUAUAUUUAGUACAUCAAAGAAGGAGGAUCAAAUAGCAAAAUUAUAAGUUUAGAUAGAUUAAGUAUGUAAAGACAUUGAAAAUAUGCAAUUUAUAUGUGAUAUACUUACUGUAUUAUUGGGAUAUAUAGAGAUUGAUAAAUUUAAGGUAUUAAUUAGGUUGAAUGUUAGUUGGAGAAGUAGUAGAAUUAUUAUAGAAUGGCAAAGAGUUUAAUUCAAUAUGAAAUCCAAUUGAGUUAGGUAUCUGAAGAGUUUUGGGAGAGAGUUUAAUAAAAUUAUAAUUUAUUGUGA
This is a messenger RNA of Paramecium pentaurelia, 2099 nucleotides long. Lineage: Eukaryota; Ciliophora; Oligohymenophorea; Peniculida; Parameciidae. The record is from the annotation of a GenBank genome assembly.